CAGCGGUGCGGCGUCACGGCGGGAAGAUCCGGCGAUGGCGUCGGGCGAGGCGCGGGGGUUGCGGGCCGGGCCGGCGGCCGAGCGCCCGGGGCAGGGGCUGGGCACCGUGCUGAUGUCGUGCCAGGUGUGGGAGGGAGGCGGCCGCCGCUCGGCCCUGCGGCUGCAGCUCAGCAUGGAGCGGCCCGGGGACUUCCGGCUGGGCUGGCGACACGGCGGCGGCGGCAGCGGCAGCAACAGCAACAGCAGCAACAGCCUGAGCUUGUAUGAACUUAACUUAAAGGACGUCGUGUAUGAAUUCAAGAGCGCGACGUGCCAUGGGAUCAGCAUGCGAAACCAGCCGGCCAACCAGCUGGUCUGUCACUUCGAUGACGAGGAGGAGGCCCAGAGAUGGUCGACCAUCAUCACCAGCUCGCUGAGAGAGGUGGAGAAGGCGAGUAGCAUGGUCGGUGCACAGAGCCAGAGCCCUCCGCCGCCGGCAGUGGGCAAGGGGAGUUGCGAGAGCGGAGUAGACACUCACAGAGCCAGUCCGGACAUCCCAAAGCCAGGCACCGAUCUGGCACACACAGAGGACCUGGUUCUGCAGCUGACACAGGCAAUAGAAGCAGGUGAUUGCACCUUGUCGGCGGAGUGUGCGGUGACUCUUGCCCAGCAGAGAGCCUGCCUGGCCAUCUCUCUGAAAGAGCUUUCCUACCCCAGCCAGCCUAUCAGCCUGAGAGUCGGAGUGGAGGACGCCUCCUCUUCUGCCACCAUCGUCCUGAAGGUCUUCCCCUACGCCACAAUCUACACACUAAAGCAACAGGUGUUCCGUGAGUUUGGAUUCCACCCCGGGGUCCAGCGCUGGAUCGUCGGCCAGUGCUUGGCAGCCGACCACAGGACGCUCAGCUCGUACGGGGUGAAGAGGGACCGUGACCCUGCCUUCCUCUACCUGCUCUCCAGCAAGCUGGCCGGACUGUCCCGGCAACAGUACGAGGAGGACCAGGCCCAAGCCAUCAUGGCCGACGGGGAGCCCCUCACACAUGUCCUCCGCAGAGCGAGCCUCCUGCUGCACGAGAAGUGGAACUGCAGCACCUUACCUGCCAGCAAAGGUGGGGCGCUUGCCACGAGCUGGGAGGGAAGGCCGGACCUCAGUAACGCUGCCCUGUGCCUUGACCUGGAGUCCACGUUGCAUCAGCCGGCGGUGUCACAGGAGACGAGGAGUCCGCUUCAGCAGCAAACCUCUCCCACGCACCAGGCUGCACAGAAAGGCUGGGCCUGUGCGCAGUGCACCUACAUAAACAAACCCAACCGGCCCGGCUGUGAGAUGUGCAGCAGCCCUCGCCCGCAGGACUACCCCGUACCCGAAGAAUAUGCGCUCAACGACGAGGAGCUGUGUCGCAUGCUGCAGGAGAAAGAGGAGCUUCUGAGAACGCAACAGGAGCAGGAGGAAGCGCGGCUGAGGAACUACCAGCAGCUGCUGCAGACGGACGGACAGCACCUGGUGCCCAAUCUCCAGCCGGCAGACUGCCCCGUCUGUCUGAACACCCUGGGACCCCAGGAGGGAGUGGUGCUCCGCGACUGUCUACACACCUACUGCAGGGAGUGCCUGAAGCAGCUGAUCCGGAUGUCGGUCGAGCCGGAGGUGGCGUGCCCGUAUCGGGACAGCAGCUACGCCUGCGAGAGCAAGCUGCAGGAGCGCGAGAUCAGAGCGCUGGUGUCCGCGGAAGACUACAAUAAGUUCCUGGACCGCAGCGUGUCUGUGGCAGAGAGCAGCAGUGACAACAGCUACCACUGCCGCACACCGGACUGCAGGGGCUGGUGCAUCUAUGAGGAUGCAGUCAACGAGUUCCACUGCCCCUCCUGCCGCAAACUCAACUGCCUCCUCUGCAAGGCGAUCCACAUGGGAAUGAACUGCAAGCAAUAUCAGGACGAUGUGCAGAGCCGGGCAGCAAACGACAGCAACGCGCGCUGCACCAGCGAGAUGCUGAAGAGCCUGGUGCAGACGGGUGAAGCCAUGCACUGUCCACGCUGCGGCAUCGUGGUGCAGAAGAAGGGCGGCUGUGACUGGAUCCGCUGCCCCGUCUGUCACACCGAGAUCUGCUGGGUCACCAAGGGCUGUCGCUGGGGACCUGGCGGUCCGGGUGAUACCAGUGGGGGCUGCCGUUGCCUGGUGAAUGGCCAGCGGUGCCACGAUCUCUGCCAGAACUGCCACUGACCGGGGAGGCGUGGCACCAUCUCCGGCACCGCUGUACGCCGGC
Messenger RNA from Amblyraja radiata (thorny skate), 2234 nucleotides. RefSeq names its product sharpin and rbck1 related (gene shrprbck1r). Gene Ontology annotation, biological process: proteasome-mediated ubiquitin-dependent protein catabolic process; positive regulation of canonical NF-kappaB signal transduction; protein linear polyubiquitination. The record is from RefSeq and is a predicted model, not a curated record. The transcript has 14 exons. Gene Ontology annotation, molecular function: ubiquitin binding; ubiquitin-protein transferase activity. Bases 35 to 2191 code for a protein of 718 amino acids. Gene Ontology annotation, cellular component: LUBAC complex. Lineage: Eukaryota; Metazoa; Chordata; Chondrichthyes; Rajiformes; Rajidae.